Molecule: messenger RNA, 971 nt
Organism: Panicum virgatum (switchgrass)
Lineage: Eukaryota; Viridiplantae; Streptophyta; Magnoliopsida; Poales; Poaceae
Product: ubiquitin-conjugating enzyme E2-17 kDa-like
Exons: 5
Coding region: 161-673 (170 amino acids)
Biological process (GO): protein polyubiquitination
Cellular component (GO): nucleus
Molecular function (GO): ubiquitin conjugating enzyme activity
Source: RefSeq, a predicted model, not a curated record
CCUCCUGGCCACCUUGCAUAUUCGGUUCACCCGCACCAACCGAGGCCGAAGACCCCACCACCACCACCACCACCACCACCAUUCCCCAGCUCGGCAGGCUCUUCAUCGCCCGCCCGCCCGCCGCGCCGGACGCGCCCCGAUCCAGAUCCAGGGGCUUAUCAUGGCAUCAAAUCGUAUCUUUAAGGACUUAAGGGACAUGCAAAAGGACCCUCCGACAUCAUGCGGUGCAGGUCCUGCUGGUGAGGAUAUGUUCCACUGGCAGGCAACCAUCAUGGGUCAUCCUGAUAGUCCAUAUGCUGGAGGUGUUUUCUUAGUGAACAUUCAUUUCCCUCCGGACUACCCCUUCAAGCCUCCAAAGGUAUCUUUUAAGACAAAGGUGUUCCAUCCGAAUAUCAAUAGCAAUGGGAGCAUAUGUCUAGACAUUCUUAUAGAGGAGCAGUGGCGCCCUGCUUUGACAAUCUCUAAGGUUUUGCUUUCUAUCUGCUCGCUGCUCACUGAUCCCAACCUAGAGGACCCUCUUGUCCCUGAGAUUGCUCACAUGUACAAGACAGACCGGCCUAAGUACUUGGCGACAGCCCGCAGCUGGACCCAGAAGUAUGCCAUGGGAUGUUCCUGCACAAAUGCAGACAAUUGUCACUCUGUUCAGCUGGCUGUGGCUGGUGGCUGGUGCUAAUUUGGUGUGAGAGGAAAGUACUACUGGCUGGCUGCGGCUGGUGGUUGGUGCUGAUUUGGUGUGAGAGAAAAACACUGUUAGCUGGUUGGCUGAGAAGCCAAGUGAACAGAGUGUGUGAUGUUACCCCAUAAACUCUUUCUGGGGCUGUUAUGUUAUUCCAUUCCUUGUGGUCUGUUUGCAUUUCUCCGAUCCAUCUAGGAUCGAGCCCUAGCCCAACAUCAACAUAUCUUUGUCGUCGAUAACGAGAUGACUUAUGCUUGUUGUGAUGACUAUGCUAGCGUUGAUGUUAUUUGGUAAA